GUCGAGCUUGCCUUGCCAUCGUCGGGACAGCAGAGUCAUAUCCAACUAGUUAUGGCAGAUAUAGAACAGGCACUCUCCAAGAUCAGGCCACAUACAUCCUCCUCGCUCCCGCACCAAAAGACUCCCGCGACGCUCCUCCACGCGCUCGAGGCAACUUUUCGCGAGCAGAACACCGAAGGCUCCCCCACCGCCUAUUUUGCUGCUCUCCUGACUACCCUUGAUGGCGCGCUGCAGGCUUCACCCACUACUGGACCUUCGUUAGGCGACGGCGACAUUCUUCCAGCCGUGCUGUAUCUUCUCGCACUUGUCGCUCCCUAUGUCCCAAUUCCAGUCAUCCAAUCGCAUCUGGAUACCGUCAUCUCGUUAACGACACCUAUAUUCCCUAUGCUUUUGCCUCAUGCGCCUCCGCUGCGAUCCCAGCUCGGUUUAUAUGGCUCAACCAUCCAAGCUCUCGAGCGACAGCAGCUGGAUACUCCUGGACUGCGGCAAGCAUUCAGCUUCAUCUUGAAGUUGACGCUUGAUCCACGGCCGAAGGUGCGCAAAAAGGCGGCUGAGUUGGUCAAGGAAGUUCUCGAAAACCCUCCCAUGCCCAUGUUGCGGCAUCCAUAUGCUCUACUCGUUGCUGAAUGGAUGGUUUCUGCGCUGAAUGAAGUGCAUGCCGGUCCGCCGCCUAGGAAAGGUAAGAAGGCAGAAACAGAUAUUUCUGACACUGCUGUCCAUCUUCUGGCUUUAUUACGCCCUGUCCUGCCUAACCUUCCGCUCAAUUCCCUCCCUACCAUCACUUCGUCUAUCCUCCUUCUUCCACUCCUUGGCAAUUCAUACCUCACCCAAUCAUCUUUUACGAUACUUUCGGAUCUCCUCAGCAUAUCGGUGGAAGAUCCAGCAAGCUCGAUCCAAGACCAGCUCGCGGACAUCCUGGAUGCUGUCCUUGCAUCAACUCCGCUUAAGACGGACGCCAUCCUCUCCCCAUCAUGGGCUGCCACCUUGGGAAAUGUCAUGCUAGCCAUCCAUGCUGCUGACCCGGAUGCAUGUGCGGCGGAGGUAGCGAAAGUAUGGAAGGCACUGUGGCCGCUGCUCGAGUCUGAAGAUGUGGCUACGAGGAGGGGCGCUGCGAAGGCUCUGGACAUGGUUGCGCAAUGCUUUACGCCGUCCCUCAUCGAUGCUGCGAUCCAGGAGAGAAAGCAUGCGGAGCACAAGUCCGUGAUCGGCAAGAUCAUUUUUCAGACAACGAGGGCGUUCGACGCAUUGACAUUUGCGCAGUCCAUCGCAGAACUGCUAUCCGUGGUGUCAUCGCUUGUAAAUCACUUGCGAUAUCGGGGUGGAUCUCGCACAUCACCUACCGCUGCAGAACUGUUACUGUUGCCGCUUAUCACGAAGGUGGGCGGAUUACGGCCAAAUAGGACUUUCGAAUACAAGGAGGCUGCGGACGGCGUCCUCAGCACAGCUAUGCGAGUGUUAGGACCGGAAGUUAUUCUUCGUGCUUUGCCGCUCAACCUCGAGCCGGCAGACAGACAAGCUGGUCAUGAACCGCGCGCAUUCUUAUUGCCUCUGCUCGCACAACCUCACCCAUCCCCUUUGGGGCACUUCGUAACGUACUUCGUGCCGCUUACGGAACGUAUGUUCGACCUACAGCAGAAAGCCGCCGCAGAAGGUCGGCAGUCAGAGGCGAAGGUGUGGUCUGUGUUGGUGGAGCAGGUCUGGGCAGGGCUCCCGGGGUACUGUUGGGGCACCAUCGACCUCCAACAAGCGUUGACACAGCAAUUCUCUCAACUCCUCUCGCAGCUGCUGUACAGUCAGACGGAUCUGCGUCCCGCUAUUCUCAAGGCACUCAAGAUCAUGGUAGAGUCUAACCUUGCGCUUACAUCAGGGGAGACGAGUAAAUUCCCUGAGUCCGUGCGCGAAGACGCGAUCUCGCCAGAGGCAGCGGCAGCCAACGUUGCGUUUCUACGCACCCAGGCUGAAAGUUGGCUCGCUGUUCUGUUCAAUGUGUUUAGCAGUGUAGGACGGGAUAACCAAGGCAUGGUAGGCGGUGUCGUCAGCGCGUGGGCCACGAUCGCGGGUGAGCAGGAGAUCGCUGGAGCAUAUGUCAAGCUUGUGGAGCUCUUCAAACAGAAUCUGACGAAGCUGCAAUCGGCAAGAGACAAUGGCCUCAAGGAUGCAGAAAAUAUUACUGCCGUCACCCAGGACCUGCUGAUCCUUGUCCUCCCGCAUUUAUCAUCAGCGGAUGCCACUGCACUGUUCAACCUCUGUCUGUCUAGCGAGAUCCUGGAGAACAAGGAUAGUGGCGUGCAGAAGCGCGGAUAUAACAUCCUCACCAGGCUGGCGGAAGGUCGCAAAGCCGCUGUGGAUCCUCAGGCUGUCCUUCAACAGCUAGAGCAGAAUGUCGACGGGCUCACGGCUGCCGCGAAGAAGGACCGCUUCCAUCUCCUCACGCAGCUUUUGUCGCUGGUUCAGUCCACGAACCUGCACCUACUCCUGUCUAUCAUCCCAGAGGCGGUGCUUGGCACAAAGGAGCCGUCUGUCAAAGCCAGGAAUGCAGCAUUUGACCUCAUUGUGGCGAUGGGCAGGAAGAUGGCCGAGGGUGGUGUGGUCAGGCGCAACAUGGUUCAUGAGAUGGACCAAAACGAGGCGCCAGAAGCUAAGGCUACUAUGGAGGAGUACAUGACCAUGGUCGCCGGCGGUCUGGCCGGAGCAACACCGCACAUGAUUAGCGCCACGGUUACGGCGAUCUCACGACUAGUCUUCGAGUUCAAAGACUCCAUCUCUCCGCAGAUGCAGACCGAGAUAUUCACGACGAUGUUGGUCUUUGUGACUUCUGCGAAUCGGGAGAUCGUCAAGUCCGUUCUGGGCUUCAUCAAGCUGGCAGUCCAUACCAUGCCUGCUGAGCUUCUGCGGCCACAUCUCAAGGAGCUCGUCCCCGCCUUGCUAAGAUGGUCUCACGACCACAAGAAUCAUUUCAAGGCUAAGGUACGGCAUAUAUUUGAGCGCAUGAUCAGGCGAUUCGGCUGGGAAGACGUAUAUGCGUGCGCCCAAGAAGAGGAGGCCCGCAAGGUCCUAGUGAAUAUAAAGAAGCGUAAAGAGAGGGCUAAGCGGAAGAAGGCACUCAAUGCGGAGAAUGAAGACGAAGAGGAACCUGUGCGCAAACGCGCGACAGGCGGUGAUGCCUUCGAAGAUGUCUUGUAUGGAAGCGAGAGCGAGAUCGAAGAUAGUGAUGAUGAGAUUCCGACUGAGUCACACACACGGGGUGGCAAAUCCAAGGGCACAAUUGGUGGCGCUCGUCUACGGCUGGAUGAUGAUGACCCCAUGGACCUUCUGCAGGGUGCAUCAUCUCGACUCACUGAUGCCAAUGCUGGUAGACGCCGCAAGCCUGGCCAGGAGGCUGCACGUUUCAAAACAGAUGAUACUGGCAAGAUGGUCAUCGACGAAGAGGAUUCGGACGACGGCGAAGGAGCUGUCCAGGAUGAUUUGUACAAAGAGAGCCUGAUCUCUGCGGACGGCUUUUCGCGUGGGCCCAACGGGCGCAUCAAGUUCAAUAAGGAUACGAAAAAGCGGAGGCGCGAGAGAGAGGAUGCGGACGAAGAUGUCGAGAUGGUUGAUGCGGGCACGGCGGCUUCUGGGAAGAAGAACAAGAGGAAAACUAAUGUCAGGCUGGGACACGAGUUCAAGGCGAAGAAAGCUGGAGGCGAUAUCAAAAAGGGUGGCGUGGAGCCAUAUGCUUAUGUACCGCUGUCACAGGCAGCGAAAAAGCAAGGACGCCGGAAUCGGGUUGGGAUCGCGGGCAAACGAUGAGGUUGUCGCUGUCGUUCAGUGCGAUGUGUCCUGCAAUAACAGUGCUUACUCCUUGGAUGUUGUGUAUGCUAGCAAGUAUGGAAUCGGCGAAGACCUCCCCUUGAGGAUGAAGCUCGCGGGAAAAUGCCCAUCCACUUGUAUCGACUGGGAUCCUCGUCCAUUAUACUAUGUUUUAAUGUUUCCAUUUCGAACCUGCUGAGUUCAGGUAGACUGUCUCAUGAGUAUGCGAAGGGCAGGCCAACAGCACAUAGACUACAUUCAUGUACUACAAGUGCGC
Molecule: messenger RNA, 4066 nt
Organism: Laetiporus sulphureus 93-53
Lineage: Eukaryota; Fungi; Basidiomycota; Agaricomycetes; Polyporales; Laetiporaceae
Product: ribosomal RNA-processing protein 12
Exons: 11
Coding region: 52-3789 (1245 amino acids)
Source: RefSeq, a predicted model, not a curated record